Messenger RNA from Dunckerocampus dactyliophorus (ringed pipefish), 3792 nucleotides. It is a transcript of the gene vash1, whose product is annotated as vasohibin 1. The record is from RefSeq and is a predicted model, not a curated record. Gene Ontology annotation, biological process: regulation of angiogenesis. The coding region runs from base 588 to 1595 and encodes 335 amino acids. The transcript is spliced from 7 exons. NCBI's taxonomy places the organism in Eukaryota, Metazoa, Chordata, Actinopteri, Syngnathiformes, Syngnathidae. Gene Ontology annotation, cellular component: cytoplasm.
GAGUGUCGGGCGCCUUAUCGGAUGAAGAGCGUCACAUUUUGGCUCGAACCGGCAGCAUUUAAACAAUAAAACGGUUUAGGUGCGCGGGAAUACUUUUUUGGAUACUGAAAAACGAAAAUGAAGAGAACGUCCAGGAAAGGGGGAAAGGACUUGUCGAACAGGUCGUUUUAUGGAUAUCUUUGCUGUGAAUGACAUCCUACUGUGCUGUACGGGGAAUUCGUCAUCUACAAAGCUUUGAUGGCUUAAUCCUAUUGUUGGCUGUGCAGUGAAGCGUGGACGUAUUUAUUAAUUACCUUUUUUCGUGUCUUUUCCACAUCAAUGUAACUGGAAAGGUGACCAGUAAAUGGAAACUAUUGCAUUUGUGGAGUCCCUGCAAAGUCAAGAGAUAUUCAGUACUGAAAUAGCUGGUGCACCUUUAGUCAGAGCAGAUCGCCUCAUUAUGAAACAUAAUACCUCUUAAACCCUUUGGAGUUACUCGUGCCAUAAUCUGGAGAAUGGAAUGAUCGUAUAGAAUCCUGCAAGUAGAACCAGUGAUCCGUCCAAAGCGUCAGUCUGGACAUUUCUUGCGCUAGAACUCAGCUGGCAGGAUGCUGAGGACCACCAUGGGUUCCGUGGAGGAGAGGGAUGAUGAGCAGGAGGAUGAAGGGGAUGAGGAGUUGAGGGAUGGAGGGGUGCCUUUCUAUGUGAACCGAAGUGGCCUCCCAUUAGAUGAGGAGACGUGGGAGAGGAUGUGGCGCCAUGUGGCUCGGAUCCACCCGGACGGGGAUGCUGUGGGGAAGGGCAUUCGUGCUGCCACUGACCUGCCCAAGAUUCCAAUUCCGAGUGUGCCUACAUACCAGCCUACCACCCCGGUCCCACAGCGCCUGGAAGCCAUACAGAAAUACAUCAGGGAAUUGCAGUACAAUCACACCGGGACACAGUUUUUUGAAAUAAAGAAGAGCCGACCUCUUACGGCGCUGAUGGACAUCGCCAAGGAGAUGACACGUGAAGCCCUGCCAAUCAAAUGCCUGGAGGCAGUGAUCCUGGGGAUUUACCUCACCAACAGCAUGCCAGGCGUGGAGCGCUUCCCUCUCAGCUUUAAGUCUCAGUUCUCAGGGAACUACUUCCACCACAUUGUGCUAGGAGUCCACAGCGGGGGGCGUUUCGGCGCACUGGGCAUGAGUCGGAGGGAGGACCUCAUGUUCAAGCCCCUGGAGCAUCGGACGCUUAUGGACCUGGUACAGGACUUCGAAGGAGCCUACAGGGGCUACUGGCACACCCUUCAAAAGGUGAAGAUCGGCCAGUAUGUGUCGCAUGACCCUCACAGUGUGGAGCAGAUAGAGUGGAAGCACUCUGUUCUGGAUGUGGACAGAUUGAGCAAGGAGGAGCUGCGGAAAGAGCUGGAGAGACACACUAGAGACAUGAGGCUCAAGAUAGGAAAACCAACACCCCCUUCUCCCACCAAAGACAGGAGAAAUAGCAUGGGCUCACCCCUCAGAGGACCAGGAAGCCCCAUUCGCAGGAUCAGCCGUGUUGAGAGACGUCCCUCUGGAGAGAAGGCGGCAUUGGAACAGAAAGCGUCCGGAGACAUGAACGUGUAUCAGAUUAGAGUGUGAAUAAUCUUUUUUUGCAGACGUGUCUUGAGGUUUCAUUCAUUGCCUUGUCUUGUAUACAAGAUAAAUAAGGAACCAGCGACCGCUACAUACACACACACACACACACACACACACACACACACACUCACAGUCACUGUCAUCAGGGUUUGUUUUUUUUUGUUUUUUCACAAACAUUGGUGCUGGAGAUGUUCUCAACUAUGAAGUAUUGUGUAUAACAUGUCAUCAUUUUUACUAACUAUAGCUAUACUGUACUGUAGGUUGCAUUAGGAAAAUACUGUAUUGGCAAUUGAUGUUACAUAUCAUAUCAGUCUGUGUCAUUUUAGUGUUAGUAUGUGUUGUUUCCCCAUCCAAUCAGAUACUGUAUUUUGGGCGAUGACCUAAAACUACCCCUGUGCCUUGGAUUUAGAAUGAAUAAUAAAAAUUAUCAAAAAAAAAAAAAAAUCAUCACAAUCCUCACCCAGCUGAACACAGAAUAGUCAUUUUAACUUGUGUAUGAAAGUGUUUCAGACAUCAAUUUAUCAGGCUAUUGACCUUAGUGGUGCAUUAUCAUGAUGUAAUUUACUAUAAAUAGAGAGGGAUGUCAAUUGAGUUAUGCAAAUAAAAAAGCAGCAUUUAGCACACUGUGGAUACAAACUGAUAAAUUGUACGUUCCUUUAAUGUAUAUAAAUUGCAACUUGAAUAACUUUAAUUUGUAGCAACUUAAUUCAGUUGUCACCUGCCUUAAAAAGAGUCCUCCACAUGCACAAUUCUGCUGUUUUAUACUUCACUGUUUUUUUCCAUCAGUAAACCACUGCAUUUUUAUAACUCACGGUUAUCAAUAAAUUGCCACAAACUCCAUGUUUGCAACUUCUGUGUCUCCACGUCAUUGCUUUGUGUGAGCGACAGGAAGAAAAGCUGCGACUUGCUUGGGGAUAAGUCGUGUAGAAGUAUGUCUGAAUAUGUAGGCUGCAAGCGCCUUAUUUUGAGGGAAAUAUUCAGGUCAAUACAGUAAAAGCUGGCUGGAUGCCUGCUUCUUUGGAAACCAGUCAACAAAUAGGCCUUUACUCUCGACAAAGAGUACUAAUCACAUUGAGAUAAAUAAAUCUCUAACCCCCAUUCCUCUGGACUCCAGAUGUUAAACACUAACAGAGUUUACGAUCCAGACAAACAUACUGCACCCUAUUAGGAAGAAAAAUCUACUGACCUACUUUUCUUUCCCUUGCUAUGGAAGCACAAUAUAUAAUACAUGGUUUAACUCACAAGCCACUAAACAACCGAAGUGUCUGAUUGAUGGAAAAAACAAGUCAUGAGACUUUUUACUUCCUUCACAUAACCCAGAAUGUGCUUAAAGAGGCACAUAAUGCAUGAAUACUGAAUGAAACGAACCAUUCACGCAUGAAACAAGUUGACAGUGAGGAUGGGAUGGAGGAGCGAGCAGCAUUCAGGUCAGGCAGAAGGGCACAAGCUGGCUGACACAUUCAUAAAGGUAUUCUCUGGCAGGUUUUAGCCAACAUCGCUGUGCCUCACAGGCCUAUUUUUCUUAGAUUAAUAGUACUGACCCUAUUAUCACUGUUCACUGGUGUUUUCUAAUAAUCUUAAUGGUGUAUACGUGUACCCGUGUCCUCUGUUCACAUUCAGCCAAACGCUACAAAAGUGAUAGCAUGCAGACCAGAUGACUAACUGAUCCUCUACAUACCGCAAACAAGACUUUGCAGAGACAAAGAAAUGCAAUAUAUAACUUAAACGUCAAGUCUAUGUAAAAAAAAAAAAGAAGAAAAAAAAAAAACUUGACUAAAUAUAUUUUAAUGGAAACUUAUUAAAUAUUGAAGCAUGUCAAAAUAUGCCUAAUUUUGAACAUUGAAAUACAAAAAAUGAAAAAACUCAAAUGUGCAGUGAUUAAAUAUCAACCUUUCUGGCACAUUAGUUAUCAUUCUGCAUCAGUCAAGAUUAGGACUUUUUUUUUUCCCCCCCCUGGAUCCGUUAACUAAACCACAAGUAAAGCUGUGUGUAAUAACAGAAUAAAGCAGAGCAAGAUCGCACAAUUAACACAAAACCUUUGAAACAAGCUACUGUCAUUUGAAUUAAAUUUUACCCAAAGUCUUUUUUAUGACGGUGCGUUGAGGUCCAGGCGGAGUUUAGCCAGAAGACAGAGAUGAUCAGAUGGGAAUGUGUGGUUGGGAAGGCCUUCCAUGGACCAUAAAGCAUCCCCAGACAGCAG